CGAACGGCAGCCGGGUGUCGUGGUCGAGGAGCGCUCCGUCACUUGAUUGUCGCCAUUCUUGUUCUGCGUGCUUUAUCCAGCACCGGUCCACAUUGGGGAUUUGGGCUCGAAUGUAAGCAAAAAAGCUGAACUUGUCUUGACGCAUUGACAGAGGACUCGUCGCUCAGGUGCCGCCGCCUUCUUGUUGCCUCUAUCGGGUGAACCAACGACAUGUUCGGUGCUGCCGCUGCAUCGCGUGACGUCGAGGUCAACCCGCCUCCCGGUGACACGCCGCAAUGCAUCAAGUGGUCACCUGUCAGCAAUCAUCUGGCUGUUGGGAGCUGGGACUCAACGGUUAAGGUUUAUGAGAUUAGCCCCCAGGGACAAAGUGCGCCUCGCCAAGAAUUCAAGUUUGGUGCACCCGUUCUUGACGUUGAUUUUGUGGCGGAUGGUUCCAAGUGCGUGACUGCCGUGGCUGAUAAGACGGCGCAACUUUGUGACCUGGCCACUGGCCAAACUCAGCAGAUUGCCGCGCAUGAUGCGCCGGUCAAGUCGGCACGAUUUUUGCCCCAACUGAAUGCCGUCAUGACAGCUUCGUGGGAUCAGACGGUCAAGUUUUGGGACAUGCGAUCCCCCAAUGCUGUGGCCUCGUUCACGUUGGGUGGCCGCUGUUACUCUGCAGAUGCCGUCAACAACCUUGCAGCCGUGGUUACCUCAGACCGCAAGGUGUCCGUCUUCACGCUCGAUGGUGGCCCACGUCCUUUCCGCGAGAUUGAGCUUCGAGCCACAACCGCGCAGGCCGGCCAGUCUGCUUCACAAGCUUUGCUCAACCUCCAGCCCCGCGUACUGCGCUGCUUCCCGAGUGGCGAUGGAUUUGCUGUUGGCUCAAUCGAAGGCCGUGUCGCCAUCUUGUAUGCCGACCCAGCUAAACACGAGAAGGAAAAGUUUUCGUUCAAGUGCCAUCGCACGGCAGACAAGGGCUCAACGGACGCCUACGCGGUCAAUGAUAUUGCCUUCCACAAGCAGCACGGAACUUUUGCAACGGUCGGCGGCAAUGGUGUCUUUUACUUCUGGGACAAAGUCAACCGCAACAAGCUCAAGGAAUUCCCCAAAGCCAAGGCCGAAAUCACGUGUUGCGAUUUCAAUGGCGAUGGCACGCUCUUUGCCUACGGGUGUGGCUAUGACUGGUCCAAGGGCCACGCACAUUAUAAUCAAGCCGGCUACAAGGGUGUCUUGAUUCAUGCAGUGCAGUCAGCAGAUAUCUCCCCUCGCCCGGUGCAGCGCCGUUAAAUCCAUUUUGUAUUAAAUUUCGUGUUCUUGGCAUCGUACAGGCAGGGCUGUUUGGCUUUGUGAAUUGGUAAGUUCUGAGCUUACCGCUCAAGGGUGUCUGUUCUGUGAUCAAGGUCAAUAGCAUUCGUCGAGUGCAGA
Monosiga brevicollis MX1 is the source of this 1407-nucleotide messenger RNA. RefSeq lists its product as uncharacterized. Lineage: Eukaryota; Choanoflagellata; Craspedida; Salpingoecidae. Gene Ontology annotation, cellular component: nuclear pore. The transcript is spliced from 12 exons. Gene Ontology annotation, biological process: transcription-dependent tethering of RNA polymerase II gene DNA at nuclear periphery; RNA export from nucleus. The coding region runs from base 211 to 1269 and encodes 352 amino acids. Gene Ontology annotation, molecular function: ubiquitin binding; RNA binding. The record is from RefSeq and is a predicted model, not a curated record.